GACGAGCGUCGAAUGGUGCCGAACGUAUUUGUGGUCGAGCGCCCAGCGCUCAAUUCGGACUAAACGCCAUGACGGCCAUCAACUGGGUGUGCAAGCCGUUCGCCAAGCUCUCGGCGACCACGCUCUACGACAUUCUUCACGUCCGCUGCGCCGUCUUUGUCGUCGAGCAGCGAUGCGCCUACUUGGACGCGGACAACGUCGACAAGGCGCCGACGUGUCUGCACCUCAUCGGCACCGCCGAAGACGACCACACGGUCGCAGCAUAUGCGCGGCUGCUCGGGCCUGGCACGAAGAGCCCGACGCAGGUGCACGCGGUCAUUAGCCGCGUCGUGACCGCGCCUGCGCAUCGCGGGUCGGGCGUCGGCAAAGCCCUCAUGACCAAAGCCAUUGAAGCGUGCGACCACUCGUGGCCCAACACUCCAAUCCUCCUCAACGCCCAAGCCCGCUUGGCACCGUUCUAUUCGUCGCUCGGCUUUGUACAGUCGUCCGAGCUCUACACUGAAGACGGCAUCGAGGCCAUCGACAUGCUUCGCCACCCGCCAACCACAUCAGCCUAAGCUCUAUCGGCUGUAGUAGACGCUAGCUGACCCACGUCGACCAGUAGAAGGAGAAAAUCCCAACACGCAUUUUCAUCGC
Messenger RNA from Saprolegnia parasitica CBS 223.65, 636 nucleotides. RefSeq lists its product as hypothetical. The transcript has a single exon. The record is from RefSeq and is a predicted model, not a curated record. Bases 69 to 557 code for a protein of 162 amino acids. NCBI's taxonomy places the organism in Eukaryota, Oomycota, Saprolegniomycetes, Saprolegniales, Saprolegniaceae. Gene Ontology annotation, molecular function: acyltransferase activity, transferring groups other than amino-acyl groups.